AGCAACAGACGGGGUGUGUGUUCAUACAUGUGAACAGGAGUGUGUGUGCUUGUUGGGGUUGUUUCUGCUGGGCUGAGCCAAAAUGGAAGCACAGCAGCUCAGACACACUGCAGCUCCCUGUCAGACACCAUUUCAAACGGCCACAGUCAGCUGCUGAAACAGACACCGUCGGUAUUGUUCAUCUCUGGUCUCCUCCUCCUCUCCUCCUCCUCUCCCCUCCCUUCACUCAUCCAUCCAUCCAUCCAUCCAUCCAUCCUCCCCCUCUCCUCUCCUCUCACACACCGACUUGCACAUCGCCUCCUCCGGCACAAUGACCAACGAUUCCCCGGAGGAGGAGACCCGAGCUCCGGGUGGCGGCGGCGGCGGCGGAGGAGGAGGUGGAAGAGGAAGAAGGAACCGAGCGGACGACAAUGUCACCAUCCUGACAUCCUCCAUGGAUUUCCACAGAGCCAGCCGGAGCCGAGCCAGCAGCAGCAACGAAGCCGCCCAGAGCAUCACGUCCUCGGUGGAGCUGAGCACCUCCUCCCUGGAGCUGAGCAUCCAGACCCGGAUCUUUAAGAUCAUCGUCAUCGGGGACUCCAACGUGGGGAAGACUUGCCUCACCUUCCGCUUCACCGGGGGGAGUUUCCCCGACAAGACGGAGGCCACCAUCGGCGUGGAUUUCAGGGAGAAGGCGGUGGAGAUCGAAGGGGAGACGAUCAAGGUGCAGGUGUGGGACACAGCAGGCCAGGAACGCUUCCGUAAAUCCAUGGUGGAGCACUACUACCGCAACGUCCAUGCAGUGGUCUUUGUGUAUGAUGUUACCAAGAUGGCCUCCUUCCGCAACUUACAGACAUGGAUAGAGGAGUGUAACGGCCACCGGGUGUCAGCAUCAGUACCUCGAGUUCUGGUGGGAAACAAGUGUGACCUUGUGGACCAAAUACAGGUGCCCUCCAACAUGGCCUUGAAGUUUGCCGACUCCCACAACAUGCUGCUGUUUGAGACGUCAGCGAAGGAUCCGAGGGAAAGUCAGAACGUCGACUCCAUCUUCAUGUCGCUGGCCUGCCGACUGAAGGCCCAGAAAUCGCUGCUGUACAGGGACGUGGAGAGAGAGGACGGCAGAGUGCGGCUCACGCAAGAGACUGAAACAAAGAGUAAUUGUCCAUGUUGAGAAAGAGGAGUGGGAGGCACAGUGGAAGGGAAGAGUAACUGAACAUGUCGAGGAAGAGAAGGAGAGGGAUGACCAGGGAGCGGGGCUGAAACAAGGGUCUUUCAAAUUAAGUGCAACUUUUCUGGUUUAGGAGGAGGAUCUGGAGUUUGAAGCUGAGAUCAGUGUGUUUUAAGAAGUGGAGGAGGAGGACAGGGAGCCGGGCUUAAAACCGAACCGUCAUCGAUAUUCUUGUCCUUAAGGAUUUGAAGGAAGAAAGAAAAGGGAUUGGGGAGUGGUGUGUUUAUUAAGAAAUAAGAUUAUGUUGCCUUUCAGAUGACAGUUUAGUGUAAAAAUUCUUCUACUCGUUUGAGCAAAACACACAAUCUGAGUAAAUACACUUUCUGUGGGACCCACAGUCUCGAUGCAAAGCCUUUCCUGAAACCAGCCCUGGCUUGAUGUUUAUCACAGCCAUUAUUAACAGCAGCGUAUUGGAACUUUUAUCAUAUAUUUCACCCUCAUUCUAAAUAAAAGCAGCAUUUCCCAACCGUUUUCUACUGCCUUAAAAACUAAAAAGUUGCCUCUAGCAUAGUUUUAAUGUAAAAAAGUGACAAAAGUAGAAGAGGUUUCAAGCAUUUUAACCACCUGACAUGACCUUCGUAUAGAACCUCAACCAAACACUCUGACAGCCUCUUAAAUGGACUUUUUGAGAGGAUAAAAGAGACUCUUUUUGUCUCGGCCAUGUUCAGCACAGUUCAGUUAGAAUCACUGUGAGUUAAUGAAUAUUAGAAAGAUAAGUGCAUACAAUAAACACAUCCUAGACCAAGUUAUUGUGGAUAAAAUAGGAGGCAAAAAAGACCUCGACAGGAAGUUUUCCAGAAAACAGGCCAUUUAUAGGUUGUCAAGCUGCACAUCACUUAUUGAUUUAGAAGCUGUAAGAUCCUCUUACCCCUGUGCAGGAGAAAAGCACUCUCCUGCAGAGAAGGCAAGGCUCCUCUUUCUCCUCCUGAUGUAAACAUAUCCUCUUAUCCAUGUUUUUCCUGUGGCACAGUGGCUCGCCCGGCUGCCUCUUUGUGCGCAAACGCAGCGACAUCCAUCCCGUUUUCCUCGUCCACAGCAGUUCCAUAUUCUCUGAAGAAUAUUUUUCCAGGGCAGAGGCCUUUUUUGGCUGCCUUAGAUGAUGCGCUAUUCGCAUCAGCAUCACUGCCUGCAGAAAGUGACCCCUGUAUAGAUAACGGAGAAGCUUUUGUGCUGCUACACAACCAAGACAUCCAGUUUAAGUGAACUUUUAAACCUGUAUAGCGGAGUAAGUCCAGGAGUUUCCAAGUCAUCGGCGAUGCAGGCUGCAUGAAACACUGUAGAAAGCCAUAUUCAUUAUUUACUACCCACGGACAGGCCAUACAUUGAUUUAGCUCCCAGCUGGGCAGCUGGGUGGAGGAAUACUGUGUACAUAACUCAGUGAUGAAGCUAUGGAGCCUUGGUGUAAUAAGGCAUCAAUCCAGUAUACUGACUGUGAUAUGUGUCAGUUUGAUAUAGCAGCACACUCACCAUAUUUUAUCACUGUAGCCUACUUUUGAGCAAUGCUAUUAAUAUAUCUGGAUGCCAUGUGUGGAGAAUUCAGACCAGUGCGCAUUUAAGAGCGACGUUCCCUCCAAGCUGACAGUCUGGUGACCUGAUUAAUUCAACACACAGAGCAGGUCAAACACUGUGCAAAUCCAGAGAGCCAGAGGUGCAUCACCUUUAGUUUUAUUUAUCAACAUGGUUAUAUCAGAAACAGCAGGAUCGAGCAGCGGUUACAAGCGAAUCAAAUGACAUUGCUGUAAAAAGAAAAUACCACAACGAGCUCUAUUCAUCCUCAUUGAACGGGCAAAUCUGUGACUUGAAGAGGAGAUUUUUAACCUCCAUAAAAGCAACUCAGAGCCUCGGCUCAAUAAAAAAAAAAAACAAAAAAAAAACUGGGAUAACAUCCACUGAUCCAUUUUCUAACCCGCUUAUUCUGUUCAGAACUGUGGAUGGCUGGAAGAUAUCCCAUCAUGUAAUAUGUGAUAGGAAGGGUGCAUCCUACAACUUUUAAUUUAUUUUUAGCAGAACGUGGCUAAUUGAGUCGCGACCGUAGAAGAAAAUUGCGUUGCAGAAAAAAAAUGUGCCUGAAUUUCUGUCGUAAAAUUACCAGAUGUGAAUAACGAAGCAUUUGACUUGGUUUCAAAUGACUGAAAAAGAAAGUGAAGGUAUGAUUAUGUUGUUUUUGAAAUAUCUCACCUCAACAUACAUAAAUCACUGAGCUUACUCAACAGUUUAUAAGUGUAAUUUAUAAGAUAAACAACAUUACAGAGGUAUUAUCUCAUAUUUCUUUUUUAACCAUUUGAAAUCAUAAAUGUUAAAUGUGUCUCUUACCCAGGUCUAAAAGUUAUAAAUGUACAGUAUAAUAUGUAUGCUUGCCUUCCCCUUUCUUCCCCAGUACCUACAAUGUGUUUGUAUUUUUUGCUUUUAUUUUGGAGUGUUUCUUUUUGAUAACCCGUGUUUGCUCUUAAAGGGAUGCCUUGACAUUUUGAAAUUUAGUCUGAUAGUUUUUUUUUCUGCAAAAAGCCUGUAUGUGGAAUUAAUAAAUACAGUGUAGAAUACAUCAUUAUGAGAAAAUGACACAAUCUUUUGACGAGUUGGACAGGGUGCUAAAUUAGACGAUCAAAAAUCGAGCGGCCAGUAAUUUAGUGUUUAAUUGUUUAGAUUUAAUUCAUUUGUCAGAAAAAAAAAGUAGAUUCUGUGAAGAAAUAUUGCAUUGAAUAUUACAGCAAACUAAAUAUAUUUAGGUUUUGGGUUGCUGGUAGAACAAAAGAAAUUUGUGGAAAAAGCUGAUGUCAGGUUUUUAAAGUUGUAAUUGGCAUCUUUAACAUGCAAUUGAUACUGAAAAUAUUUGUUCCACAUUCAGAAAAAAAUAUUUUAGCUUCUCAAAUAUGAAUUUUGACCUUAAUAUUGCAUUGAAUGCUAUGACAAACUGAAUAUAUCUUUGGGUUCUGGACUGAUGGUUAGACAAAAAACUGCCGAAAAGGUCAACUUUGGCUUUGCAAAACUGUGAUUUCACAUGCAGUUGGUACCAAAAAUAUUUGUUCCACAUUCAGAAUAAAUGCUUUCAGUUUAUCCAAUAUAAGUUUUGGCUUUAAUAUUGCACUGAAUGUUGCAGCAAACUGAAUAAAGGGGUGUUCCUCGACUUAUGUUGGAGCUCCGUUUCUACGGAUUAACUUAAUUUUCGUCAUAAGUCGGAACUCCAGCAAAAGUGUAAACAAAACUGUUACAUGCAUCACGAUACCAAUCAGUUCUUCAGAAAAGUCAUGAAUACCAAUGACUUUCAUGCAUGUAUAAGUCAUUGUACAAGACGAUAACAGAAUAUGUUGCACUAUUUUUAGAACGUCAGUGUUUCAUUAUAUGUAAUUUCACUUCCAUGGAGAUGACUUUCCUUUUUUUUCAAAGCACUGCUAUCAGAAGAGUCUGACUUAUGCUUGGGAGCCAUAAUGAAGGGAAAAAAGUUAGAAAAUGUAGCACAAUCCAAGGUGGCGUACAACCGGAGAAUGCAAACAAACCUGUCUUAUAGUGCCGCGUGACGACAUAUUCAUCCACUCCGCUUGGCAACUAGUUCCACGUAACCAGUUCCGAAGUAACGAGACACCGUAGGUCGAGGACUCUGUAAACUGAGGACUCCUUGUAUAUGUAUUUAUAUAGUUUUGAUUGCUAGAUAGAGUCAAAUUUGGCUAUUUUUUGUUUUUUACAUGCAAGUGGUACCAAAAACUUUGUUAUUUUGCAAUCCUGCAGAGUAUACCACAUCAGCUGUUUUUCUCAGUGAACACUGGUUACAUGUGUGACCUACAUAUUAUCCUAACCCAGCUCAGAAACAUUCUCAAUAUAAAUCAGCUAUUUGCAGUGCAGGCAAGAAAGCCAGCUACUUAUUUUCAUCUGAAAGUGUCAGCCUGUAGCUUGUAGCUUUACUGUCACUGAGUUCAAGAUCCUUUCAACACUUUAUAUUCCAAUAAAAGUAGAAUAGUGUACGAAGUUAAAUUCUCAUCCACAUUAGGAGCUCUGUGGACCACAUGUAGCUGAUACGACUGACAUCCGUGACUUGACUCAGUUUUAAAGGAUAACAUUUAAUCUACUGAACAUGUAAUUCAUGUUGGUAUAUUUUCGUUUACACUCAGCUGGCCUUAAUGUGACACCACAGCAAGUGAAGCUACAAACAGCAGCCUUCGCUCAUUGGCACCUCAGGAUGAUGGAUGAUUGCUGACAAGGAUUUGCACCUUCAUUCAGUAUAUGGAAGCUCGUCAACACUUCGAAGAUUUUCUGGCUAAAGGUCAAAAUACCGAAUCACUCCUUUAACAAAGGCCUUAAGAGUGGCGUUAGUGGAUUUUAUGAUGUUAUUAUAAUUUUAUUAAAUCUGAGAUGACAAUGUUUUCUUGCCUGUCUGUUUACUAUUGUUUUGGACUGUCUUCUUCUGUAUGUUUAUGUAACGUUGUUGUUGUUACAAUCUCACAAAGGAACUUCUGAUAAAACUGCUGAAGAAGCUUCA
Amphiprion ocellaris (clown anemonefish) is the source of this 5678-nucleotide messenger RNA. It is a transcript of the gene rab33a, whose product is annotated as RAB33A, member RAS oncogene family. The transcript has 5 exons. Bases 311 to 1150 code for a protein of 279 amino acids. Lineage: Eukaryota; Metazoa; Chordata; Actinopteri; Pomacentridae. Gene Ontology annotation, cellular component: endosome; Golgi apparatus. Gene Ontology annotation, biological process: Rab protein signal transduction. Gene Ontology annotation, molecular function: GTP binding; GTPase activity. The record is from RefSeq and is a predicted model, not a curated record.